Molecule: messenger RNA, 3782 nt
Organism: Tachysurus fulvidraco (yellow catfish)
Lineage: Eukaryota; Metazoa; Chordata; Actinopteri; Siluriformes; Bagridae
Gene: slc22a23b
Product: solute carrier family 22 member 23
Exons: 10
Coding region: 718-2523 (601 amino acids)
Biological process (GO): transmembrane transport
Cellular component (GO): membrane
Molecular function (GO): transmembrane transporter activity
Source: RefSeq, a predicted model, not a curated record
ACGGAUGCACAAAGGUUCUUUGUUGCUCCUGGAUCCAAUCACACGCCGCGGGUAGAUCGCCAUGAGUGUUUCAGCCAAUCAGAAGGCGUGGAGAGACUGGAGCAAGGCGUUUCAUUUGGAUGCUGCGAGCGUGCGCGCGCGCUGACCGACUAUGUGUGAAGAAUUCAUCCCCGGCCUGGUAGCCUGGUACCACGCGUGCAAGCAAACGUCCUUCUGUUCUGACUGGACACCGCGUAAAGCUGCAUUUCCCGACUUGAGCACCGCGAUCUAUUGACGCGCACCCGACACCGAGGCACGAUGUAAUAACAUCACUAUUAAUAAAAAAUCCUACAGUUCAGGGAUGCGUCUCGGAGCCACGCCUGCACGAGAUCUGCGCAUAAACAGGUAUGUUACCUGUGGACCUCGAGGACUUCAGGUUUAUCAACACAUGCUGUCCUUGUGUAAGGGAUCCAGUCGCGCGAUGGCAUGAUUAUCUGGAGGAUCCACAAAAGCGACUUACGGCAUGUCGAUCACCCGAAAUGCUCCAUUCACUCGGAUGACAACACGGCCGUAUCUGAGACAUUUAGACCAUCAAACCAACCUGGCUUCUAGUCUACACCGGAUCUAGUCUGCUUUUGGGAUCUUUUCUGCAGCCGCUUUUAGUGCAUGAUUGUCGGCGUACUGGAUCUCAGACAAAGAGCGUCCACCGAGUGGAUGUGAGAACACGGAGACACCGUUAUGGCCUCUAUUCGCUUGCACGGAUUGGAUCAGCUGCCCGAAAACGGCAGUGUAUCGCGAACACCGGAGACUCACAGCCCGAAGCUGCUUUCUCAGGUGGACACCGCUGUGCUGCCCUUCCUCGGGGGCUUCGGUCGCUUUCAGAAGCGUCUUGUGGCUCUGACAUGGCUUCCUGCGUUGCUCAUCGCUUUCGGUCAGUUUUCGGAUUAUUUUCUCCUCGCGCAGCCCGAGAGCAAAUGCGUCCAACCGAGCGAUCAUGCAAGAAACGAAAGCGGCUUGAGCGCGAGCCCCUGGCCGCCGGGUCUGUUCGGUAACGCGUCGCGCGCUGAGAGCAGCAGCAGCAGUGCGCGGUGCAAAUGCGCCGAACCGAGGUUUGAGCUCCAGCUAGGACUGCAGCAGAAUGUGGUCACUAAGUGGCAGCUGGUGUGUGAUGAGGAGUGGAAGGUUCACAUUGCCAAGUUCUCACUGCUGGUGGGCUCCAUAUUUGGUUACCUGCUAAUGGGUGCUUUGGCGGACUGGAUAGGUCGUAUUCCGGUGCUGCUUGUCUCGGUGUUGUCUGUGCUCGUGUUUGGCUUGUGUGUGGCCUUCUCUGUGGACAUGGCCAUGUUUAGUACUCUACGCUUCUUUCAGGGCUUUUGCCUCGCUGCCAUCCGACUCUCCCUCUAUGUGCUGAGGAUUGAGCUGUGUUUGCCCGCUUGGCGCUUCUCCAUGACGAUGGUUGCCAGCCUGGUGGUGGUAGGAGGACAGCUGCUGAUGCCAGGGUUGGCAGCGCUGUGCCACGAUUGGCAGGUUCUUCAGGUCCUCAUCAUCGUUCCUUUCAUCCUAAUGCUUCCUUACAUUUGGGUUUUUCCCGAGUCUCUGCGCUGGUUGUUGGCCACGCAGCACUAUCACAGGGCCAAGAGGCAAAUGUACUCGAUCGCCCGUAGUAACAAGGUGGACACUGCAACUGACCCUAAAGGGAUUCUCACAGAGCUGGAACGCGAGCUGCAGCAGAAGCCCAGAACCUCCUGUAUUACACAACUGAGGAGCACAAGGAACCUGUGGAAGAGCACCGUCGUGCUGUGUGUUAACUCGCUGACAGGCUAUGGUAUCCACCACUGUUUUGCACGCAGUGUUCUGGAGGGCAGCACCUCUCACCUGCACUAUUACGCUCUGGCGGGCAUCGCCAUGGCCUCGUGUUUGGUGCUGUGUCCAGUAGUGGCGGCUUUCGGCAGACGAGGCGGCCUCCUCACCUUCAUGAUCAUCACAGCGCUCGCCUCACUGCUGCAGCUCGGCCUGCUCAGCUUAAUCGGAAAGUACAGUCUCCGGCACAAUACAGUUCUCAGGGACACGUUAAAUCAACGGUUCUCUGUGGCGUUCUCCAUCAUCGGAAUGUUCUCAUCUCAUGCCGUCAGCACUCUGAGUAUCUUCUACUGCACAGAGAUCACGCCUACUGUCAUCAGGGGUGGAGGUGUAGGUCUGGUCCUGGCUAGCGCAGGAUUCGGCAUACUAACUGCUCCACUUAUGGAACUUCACAACCAGAAAGGUUUCUUCCUUCAUCAUGUCAUCCUCACAUGCUGCACUCUCCUCUGCAUCAUUUGCAUUCCACUGCUGCCCGAGACCACCGGCCAACCGCUGCCCGAAUCUCUAGCCGAAGGGGAGGGGCUUUUGCGCAGGCCCCUCCUCCCUGGCGAGCAGCAUCACCUUCUUGCCAGGCAAGAGGUCCGGGAGUACUCUCGCGUCCAGGACACGCCUCUUCAUCAGGUCGUCAAUCCCAGCAACACCACAGCACCCAGUAACAGCACAGUGAACGGCGUGAGGACUUGACCGCGUGCGUGUUCAUGCGUCGAUCCGAGCCAGCACAGGGCCGUAUGAAGAACAGCUGCAGUGAUCUGAUUGGCCCGCAUCAUGAGGUUACAAGCGCUAAGAUUUCUUACAGCAUUUGAACCGGUGAAUGAUGCCAAACUAACGACUACUCGUAUGUCAAACUUCUUAAUCCAGGACGGAUGAAUGGAUGUAGUGUCGUUGAUGGUGUGGUGAAAAUGAAUAUUGACGUAAUUUCAGUCGAGCAACGAGACUAUUUUUCAAACGACUACUGAGUUCAGGCUGAUGUUGGCAAAUUGCCUCACAGUUUUUAGCUUUUCUAUAGUUUUGUACUACAUCCAGGAAAAAAAAAAUACAAUCAAUCAUGUUAGUCUUAAUUUCUGAUGCAUGUGAGUACACUCAUGCAUGUGUGUGUGUGUGUGUGUGUGUGUGUGUGGAAAGAACGACGAGGAAAGCGAGACCUGAUUAAUUGAUUAUGAUGUUUUGGAAGAAAGGAAAAAAGCUUUAGUCAUCUGAAAACAUCUCAGCGUUCAGAUCGGGUUUCAUUUCAGAGCGGGUCGAGUGUUUUAAGGGAAUCCGGCACAGGUCUGUUGUGCGUGUGUGUGUGAAUAUUAUAGUUUUUACACUCUCGCCGUUUGUGUUCGGAAAUGAAAACAGAGCAAAGCACAGACACAGUAAGGGCUGCUGACUCGGCUGCUCAGUAUUUCCUAUUAAAUGUUUUGGGCAGUGUUUUAUUUUUUUUCCCCGUAACCACUGAAUAUGUGAAUGUAAAAUGUUUUUUCGUUACUAAACGAGUUUAUUGAUGAAGCACACAAAAAAAAAUUCGGACUGUUUCCUGCUCUUUUUUUUUUUCCCCUGUCCUACAUGGAUAUACUGUAUACCUGGCCUUAGAUUGUGACUGAUAAUCGGAGAUCUAAAUUUAAUUGAUUUCUGAUAUAAAAGAAAAAACUGAUUGGACACGAUUUAAAAAAAAAAUAUGUUUUUUUGGUGUCAGGACAAAAGAUUCUUUAAUUUUAACUUCAUUUCGCUGGCUUAAAAUAAAUAAAAUACACAGAAUUAAACGUUUGACUGCUAUUUAAAUGGUCAUUUGAUAUGACGGAAGUGACUCCAUGAUUGAAAUGUACUUCUUUUAUAACGGCUGUUCUAUAGUGUUUCUCAUCAGUAAUACGCAGGUAAAUGCAGUGCAAUUCAUGGAAAAUAUUUCUUUCCACUGUUCGUUUUUAUAAGACAUGCCAUUUGUGAAUAAAUACAUUUGAAUAACA